AUGUUCUUCUUCUUUAUCGAGAACCUUCUCGCUGAUGGAAUUCGCAGGUGGAAGAACAAAGAGCAACCUCUUCGUGUUGGCAUCUUCAUCUCAGGAACUGCUAUUGGAUCUUUGGCAGGACAGGGAAUUGACCUUGGUGCAGUGCAUCUCUCCGGUGCCUACACUGCGAGUCCCUGGAAAUGGAUUUACGUUAUCCUAGGUUCUGUUACUGUGGGAUUCGGCAUCUUCACUGGGCUCAUCUUCCCUGCCAAUCCUAUGAAAGCCUGGUUCCUCACUGCCAGAGAGAAGGAAAUUGCAGUGCGACGACUUGCCCAGAACAAUACGGGGAUCCAGACUCGCAAGUUCAAAUGGAGGCAAGUCAAGGAAGCCUUCACGGAUCCUCAGUUGUACAUCUUUGGGGUUUACAGUUUCACAUUCGCGUUUGUCAACAAUGCCAUCGGCACUUUCGGAGGCUUCUUGGUCUCGUCCUUCGGCUAUUCUAACACGAGAGCUCUUGUCCUUUCAAUGCCUGCGAGCGCCGUUGCCAUUGUUUCCAUGGUGUCAUCUGGAAUAUUCGGCACGUUCUUUCCACGCCGACGCAUUCUGAUUGCCAUUCUUUACCUUCUUCCCAGCCUGGCAGGAAACAUCAUCCUGUGGAAGAGCGACAGGUCAAGCAAGGGGGCCCUUUUGGCUGGGUUGUACAUCUCUACUACGCUCUACGGCGCUCUUGUACAGGAAUUUGCUCUCCUUUCCUCCAAUAUAGGCGGACACACUAAGAAAACAGUCAUCAAUGCCACGAUAUUCGCUCUUGCGAACCUCGGUGGCUUUUCUGGACCAUGGGCAUACGAAGGAAAUGAAGCCGCACGAGGCUACCCUACAGGUCAGAUUACAACUUUGAGCUUACUUUGUGCGAGCGUGGGAUGUUUUGUACUGCUUUGGAUUCACUAUAUCCGUUGCAACAAGAAGAAAGCCCCGCUCAGGGAAGAACACCCUGAAUUGAUUACGGAUCCAAAUGUUGCCUUUGCAGACUUGACAGAUCAAUCGAACCCGAUCUUUCAAUAUGUGUGUUGA
Exophiala aquamarina CBS 119918 is the source of this 1050-nucleotide messenger RNA. RefSeq lists its product as uncharacterized. The record is from RefSeq and is a predicted model, not a curated record. Gene Ontology annotation, biological process: transmembrane transport. Gene Ontology annotation, cellular component: membrane. The coding region runs from base 1 to 1050 and encodes 349 amino acids. Lineage: Eukaryota; Fungi; Ascomycota; Eurotiomycetes; Chaetothyriales; Herpotrichiellaceae. Gene Ontology annotation, molecular function: transmembrane transporter activity. The transcript has 4 exons.